AAAUCAUUUGCCAACGCCCGGUUCUUAUCAGAAGAUUUCAACAUGGACCCUGUGGACCUUCCUUCCAAAGUCAUCCUAGAUGCUAUGUUUGACAAGGUCGGCCUUCCAAUAGCCGCCUACUCUGCACGUGCAGUUCAUCGCCGGUGCCUUGAAGUCACUGUCGCCUUUCAUCCAAUUGCCAGUGAACUGGAGCGUCCUGUUAGUCAGACAUAUAUUUCAACCUCUGCUUUCACUGAUCUGGAAGAAGUGCAGAAUCAUGUUGCGCGUAAAGCCAUGGAAUUCAUGGAGCAGGAACACAGUGUGGUCCCAGGUAAUUAUAACUAUGGCAAACUUGAGUCUGCUAGGCUUAACAACGAGUCACUGCGUGAGCGUCUGAAAGAAAAGGACCGCAAUAUCGAAAUACUGAAAAAGAUCAAUACAUCUCUGGCGCAGCAAAUGGAAGAGAAGAGCAACACUCUUGACUCCAUUAUGAAGACAAACAAAGACAUGAUGGAGAAGGUGGCUGAAAAAGAUGUUGCCAUUGAAUCCAUCAAAAAUGUCAAUCAAACACUACUGAAGCAGCUUGGUGAGAAACAAGUGAUAAUAAAAAAACUCAGCAAAGGCUGGGAUAACUCACUGGAUACUGGAUUUUCAGCAACCAUCCAACUUCAGUGCCUGAUUGAUGAGGGCAUGUUCCCUGGAUCAACGCAGGCAGACAUUGAGCUCAAUGCGACUCUCCAGAGUGCUCAGCACAUAUGUGAGUACCUUGAGCAGAACACCAUCCUUGCUGUUGAGUACCUGCAGUCCAUUGGGACAUAUCCAUAUGACCCAAAGCCAGGCUUUACUGAUGAGGAAGACAACUGUUCAGUGGACCCCGAACCCGUGCCACCAGAGAAUCCACCCUACAUGAGAAGCUGGCUGGAUGAUGAGGAGAUCUUUGACAGUGAAGGCCACUAAAGGCACCUAGCCCAAUGCACAUGCAACCCACAAGCCACAAGGACGAUGGGGCGGCCCAUCAAAAGGGGCCCAACCAGCUAGUCCAGCCGCCGCCAUGGAUGAACCCCCCUCUGCAUUGACAACCUCGCCCGUCAAGCUGCCCACAAAUGAUGAGCUGUUGGUCAAGGGCUUUCCUCCGCAAUCACCUAUCUAUGUCACCAUCAGCAAGCAGUUCAUUCUUGAACAAGCAAUUGAGAGAAUUGGUGGCACAAUCCAUCCAUUCACUUUCACCGACAUAGGCAGUGACGAUGUGGGCAUCUCUGUCUCUAUUGACCUGCCCCCGCACAGCAAAAGCCUGUCAAGCACAACAAAGGAAUUCCAUGGACCAUCCAUUGAAUCUACGUGUGUUGCCGCCCUUGGAUACCUUCAGAAAAUAGGUAUAGUCACGGUAGAUGAUGCAAAUUUUGCGGAGCUGAAAAAAUGCAAAAGAAAACUUCAGGCUGAGGAGUUCUGGUCG
Messenger RNA from Triticum dicoccoides, 1432 nucleotides. RefSeq lists its product as uncharacterized. Lineage: Eukaryota; Viridiplantae; Streptophyta; Magnoliopsida; Poales; Poaceae. The record is from RefSeq and is a predicted model, not a curated record. The coding region runs from base 43 to 936 and encodes 297 amino acids. The transcript is spliced from 5 exons.